Molecule: messenger RNA, 10896 nt
Organism: Cheilinus undulatus (humphead wrasse)
Lineage: Eukaryota; Metazoa; Chordata; Actinopteri; Labriformes; Labridae
Product: raftlin-like
Exons: 10
Coding region: 557-2587 (676 amino acids)
Source: RefSeq, a predicted model, not a curated record
CUGAGCAGACGUUGGGUCGGAGCGCUCAGUUUGCUUCAGACAAUCAGGAGAAGAGAGACAGAGUCACAGAGAAAGAGAACAACACAGAAAGACAGAGAGAAAAGAGAGGGAGUGACAAGGGAGGGAGGUAAAUAUGUGACAGGAUGUGGUUUCCCUGAGCUUGCAGAACACCGUUACACAGGCAUACUUUGAGCAUGACCUAAACACGCCGGGCUUACAAGUGUGUUUGAGCUCUGUGAGGUGGUGAAGUGGGGAAGACGAAGCAAACCGCUGGAGCUGCUGCUGCUGACAGUUGCUCUGGUUUCUCUGUUGCCUGCCUGCCUGCAUGCUGGAGGAUUGUGUUUCCUUUUAAUCCAAGCAGCUCCAAGGCAACCUCAGCCAGCUUAUCGGACAGGAUCUGAACCUCCAUCCUCUGUCUGCGCUGGUUUCCCUCCAAGUAGAAUGUGUUUCUCUGCUGGAAGCUCUGGUCUUUUUGCUGCCUUUGUGUCCAAGCAGUGAACUUUUCAGCGCUUUGUGAAAGAGGGUCCGUACACAGAGACACACACACUGUGGAGCCAUGGGCUGCGGCCUGCGUAAGAUGAAACCGACGUCGGAGGAGAGCAGUCCGGGGAAGAUUUACUCCACUCUGAAGAGACCGCAGGUGGAGACAAAAGUGGGCGUGGCCUACACCUACCGCUUCUUGGACUUCCUCAUCGGCAAAGACGGUGGGACGUCCACGCUGCGUCUCUCGUCAGUGAGGGAGCUGCCGGGUCAGCUACACGAGCUCUACCAGCAGGGCUUCGUCUUGGCGGCGGUCCACCCGUUCAUCCAUCCCUGUGGUCCAGAGUCCAACAGCCCUCAGCACCAGCUCUACAGGGCUAUCCUGGUCCGACUCAAUGACGGGGUGGAGAGGAGCCAGCCAGUCUGCCCACCGUACAAACUGCAGCUGGAGGAGUGUCUGUCUGCAGAGCAGGUGCCCACCCCUGAGCUCAUCCAGGGCUACGUCAAGAAGCAGAUCCAGGAUGCUGCAGACCAGGGGGUGAUGUUCGUGGGAUUCGUCCAGGAACCCUAUGGAGCCCCAUGCACCCGUAUUAGACAACCAGACACCCCGUCUCUUUCCCUGCACUCCAGCCCCAGCUCUGUGCUCGGCUCUCUGGGAAGCUGUAGCCCCUCAAACCCCUCGAGUCCCACAAACAAUGCAGAACCUGGAGCUGAAGCAAAGGACAAAGAGGGGAACGAGGAUGGAGCGCCAAACGAGAACACUGGGAACCAUUCAGGGAGUGGGGUGCAGGGCGGUCUGGAUGAGGUGUCGCCUGCAGCGUCGCCGAUAUCAGAGGGAGAUCUGACGGAGGAGGACUCGCCAUGUCACAAUAACAACAAAGACAGAGACACAAAGGAGAGGCUGAGAUACCGCCGGCAGAGAGGAGAUGGGGUGGACCUGCUCGCCUUGUACAACCAUCCGCCGGUUAGAGAGGGCCAGGUGAAGUACUACACCGUCAAGGUGCCGCUGCGGGUCCAGAACUGUGACGAAGGAGUCAAAGGGGUGGAGGCUAACUGGCUUGAUCACAUGACACAACACUUCAACAACGGAGCCUCACUGGUUGAUGGCUACUUCCACCUGGGCGAUGUAAACGAUGUGCUGCCUAAAUCAGUGGAAAGUGUCUUCAUCUUCCAGGAGGGGAGCGAGAGUGAGCCGAAUGUGGCCACCACGACUUACGACGCCAUAGUGGUGGAGCAGUGGACCAUCAUCGAUGGUCUGCAGGUGAAGGCUGAUUAUGUUCCUCUGCUGCAGUCUCUGGCUACAUUUGGAUGGAGACUCACUUGUGUGCUGCCAACUCCUGUAAUCAAGACUAACAGUGAUGGAAGCCUGUCCACCAAACAGAUUGUUUUCCUGCAGAGACCCGUCUUGAACCGAAAGAGGAGAGAGUCCAAGAAAUUGAUCUUCAAACCCCGAGGCAAGUCCAACAAGAACUGCAUCAAAGAGAGCGCCAAGAACAAGAAGAAGAAGAAAUCCAAAUCUGAGAAGGAAGCAGAGGAUCCCAAGAUUCAAGAUGACAGAGAAAAGGUUGAAAAAGAGGAAGAGAAGAGCCGGGAUGAAAGGGCGAAUGCAACAGAUGAAGAGCCAGCAAGAGAAAGUGAGACAUCAAAAGAAAGAGAAGUGAGGUGUGAGGAAGAAAGGAAGACUGAAGAUGGGAUUGAAAUCAGCAUAGAGACUGUUGAAAAGAGAGAUGGAGGAGCAGACACAAAGGACCAAGGAGCAGAGAACAGCAAAGAAGACAACGGGGAAGAAAAGAUAGCGCUGGAUGGAGAGGGAUCAAUAGAGAACGGAGAGCUCGUAGAAAACGGCGAGGGCCUAGAAGUGUCUGACAUCGCCGCGACUGCCGAAACGAAGAACGACACCAAAGAAAAGGAGGAAGAGGGCGUAGCAGAAGUCGAAGCUGUUAUCGAAAACGGGGUUGAGACCGAUGAGGAGAAAGACAAGGACGAAGAGGACGCCAUCAAACACAAAACAGAAGAGCAAGCAGGUGGGGAAGUCAUCACCAAGGAGAUCGUGGCAGAUUCAAACGCCACAUCGACCAAUCAAAGCCCAGACGAGACGCAAGAGUAGCCCAGUCCAAGUCGAGGUUUUCCCCACCCUACCUCUCAAAAAUCUACAUCCCAAGAACUGGUUCCCGCUGGUGUCCCUGAUCCAAAUUAAAGGGGUCUGAACCCCAUCGCUGCAGCAUUUUCCAAAUCCUUCAUGGACAAUUCCCAAGAAACCUGUCAGAGUAUAUCUACAGAACAACUUCAUGUAACCCAAGACAACAGCCCUAUUGUAUAACCACACAUACUGAAUGUAUAUAUACAAAACAGGAGAUAGUGGUGCAGGAUAGUCAAUGUGGAGACACUGGAAUAACUUGAUGAAAAACAUAUGGCAUUGAACAUGUAGAAAGAUGAGAUGAUUAAAAUGGAUCAGUUUUCUUUUGCUUAAAAAACGAAAAUGUUAAAAAGCCUGGUCACACCUCAAUUAUAUAUGGUAUAUUUUAAAGAAAUCUUUUUUCCAGUAUCAUAAUGGAGUUGCUUUUUUCAUCUGAAGUAGAUUUAUCUGAAUUAUUGCAAGCUUGAUGGAAUGUGAUUUGAUAGGAUACAUUAUCUUUCACUUUGAAAAGUAUGACGGUAUGGUCACACCAGAAUAAAAAGAAUAAAAACAGCCAGAGUUUAGAAAUUCUAAACAGGCUAAAAUUAAAAAGUGGAUCUGUUUAUCAGCUAAAAUAGAUUUACACAAAUUCCUUGAAAGUUAUGACACCCAAAUAUGAAAAAUUGACAACUAGUAGCUAUUCCUGGCACUGCUACACUUUGAAACACUGGGAAGUUGUUUAGUGUCACGCCAUCGAGCUCUAUCAGAGGAUAACCUCCUCCCUAAGAAAGGCCUUGUGUUUACAAGUUUGACACACAUCUCCUAAACAAACUUUGCAAACUUACUUUUACUUUAGCAACUGGAAGAGCAAGCUGACAUUGAAUAAGCAAUAUUUCAAAUUCUUUUUCAAUACUAUGUUGUUCAAACUUGGUGAUAAAAUAAUUCAGAGGUUACUUAAUGGCAAGACUUAAACAGAAAUCUAAGCUAUCCAGUUGAGCAAUUGUGCCAGGCUAAUACAAACCUGUUAGCCAGUUAGUUGGUGUACUUAUUAGCUUCACAAAGCCCUGAUUAGUCAGUUGGAACAUGCAUAAACUCGUUGCUAGUUUUGACAUCCAAAUCUUCUCAACUGACAAACAACUAGAGAGUUAUGGCCCUGUCAAACUUUGACACCCAAGGAGUUCAGAUGGGUUUAAACUAGCAGAAGUAAUUACCAGCGUGCUAUCAGCACUCCUCUCCAUGAGAACCAAUGCAGUACAGUGGUGUUGGCGCUCUGCAUCAUAAGCACAAAAACGCCUCAUAAUGCUCUCUUUUGCAACAUCGCCAUGCUUGUCAGUUUCACUUCUCCCUCAAUGAUCAGUCAUAAUCCAGAAUUGGUGGAAAUGCUGAUGUCAGUUUUAUCAACAACAAUGGCAGCUAAAAAUCUGACUUGACAUUUAGAGGUGCAAUGUCCAGGUCUAAUGGCUGAUGAAAACUUAAGUUCUGAUGUCUGUAUACCUGCAGUUACACAGAUGAUGCCCCCUAGUGUCCAACACAAGAAAGUUAACUUCUUUACACAUGGAUGGACAUCUGAUAGAAACUACCUGAUCAAACAUAUUCAUCUGACUGUAUUUCCCAUUAAGCUUAUAAAUAUACAACUCAGUGUAGCCUGUUAGCUAAGACAGCUUGCUCGCUUAGCUAGCUGUCUCUCAGAAAUCAAUUAAAAAAAUGUUAACUAGCAUAGUCCAUACAAAAAUAAUACAAAGGAGAGGAGUUUUGUCAGCAGGAUUUACGCUUUCUUAGUAAUUGUCAAUACCUACAUAAAGCUAAUAUUUAGCAGAUACUAGCACCACUCCAAGGCUAGCAAAGGCUUUAAGAAGUUUUCAUAACCUAUUAACGAUAAGAACUGGUAUAAAGCCCUUUGAGAACAAGGUUGAUGGCCUGUUUUCCAUUUGCAACUGAGAGAGCUAGCUUACGUCAUGAAAACAUUUUUGCAAACUCCUUAUUGAAUUAUGUAGUUUUUGAACAAAAUAUUAAAAUUCAGAAGUCACUAAUAGGUGAAAAUGAAAAAUAAAUCCUUGCACACCAAGUCACUGACAGGCUAAUGCUAGCUUUUUAGCAGAUAGCUUACCAGAAAGUUGGUGUAGCAUUUACUGCGUCAAAUUAGCAUGCCAUAAAGCCUCCUGAACCACAAAUACCCCAAAGCUACGGGGUCAAUUAUGUUUCUCAUUGUUUGUUUUUGGUGUGACUGGGCAUUUUAUCAGAAGAAGUGUUACAUUAAUGUUGUUUUGAUGCAACAUAUCUGGUCUAAGCUUUCAAACUGUUGGAUUAGCAUUAGCUAGAAGACUAAAAGAACAGUAGUUAUGUUUUUAGAAAGUGAUAGAUCCAGAGUUCUUUACUGACAUUUGAAGGAAAGUUUGAGAAACUAAACAAAGCCUAAAUCUAAAGGUUUUAAUCUUGUAGUUGCAGUUUGAUCGGCUGUUUUCAGACCAAGAAAGCAGAGAAAAGACAAGUUUAGUUCAAAGUCUAAGAGGUAGAGUCUUGACAGGACACAGGCCUUCAUCGUGCACAAAACUGACAUUACAAAGACUGUUUUACCAUUUCCCCGUUCCUUCGUUCUCAACGUUAAAAAAGUGAGUUGUGAUGUGAAGGGAACUUGAAGGAGAACGCCGGUAGAGGUGAUGGGAAAGGCGUUUGUUGCGACAGGCAAUCCAAAGUAGGGUGAAGAGAUAAUUGUUUACGCCGAGCUCUAAGCCUUCAAGUGCUUCAAAGAGAGCCGAUAAUCACUCUUUGGUGUGGUGUGCUAAGCUCACCUUGCAUACAGAAUGUUCCAUAAUCAAAGCCAAGUUAGAUAAGGAUGUGAAAUUCAGCUGAAUGUUUGCAGCUCAAGGGCAGAACUCAUAUUUAGACGCACCUAGUUAGCGUUUACAUACGGGGGGAGGAUUUAUUUCAGAGCAAAGUUGCAGUUUUUUAAUUACAUUUCCAGUUGGUGGCCACAAACAAAGCACUUGUCAGGUUAAGCUGCGCGGUCAGGACCGGGCCUUGUUUACUGAGACCAAAAGUGGAGAUUGAGAGACAAAAACAAAGGAAGAGUUUGAGCACUAGAAAGAGAGUAUAACCGUGUGAAAUAAAAGAAAUGAAUAGGCUCAUUUAAAGUAACGGCCGUUUGCGUUCCACAUUCCCUGCCGAGAUUUCCUUCAUUACUUUACCUCCAGCUCUUUAAGCACCCCUUACCAGACAUCAUUUCUGACAAUAACCAAGCCGUAAUGUGCUGUUUCAUGGCAUCGUGUAGCUUUCCAUUUGGAAAAAAAGAGGGCGAGUAGAGAGGAGGGGAGGGAGGUGGCGUCGUUCACGGUGUGGAGCGCUCAUUAGCUCACUAAUGGAUUUUGUCAGUAGGGUGUCUGUCAGGAAUCAUGCAUUUAUAAUGGGGGUCACUUAUUGACAGCAAAACACCUCAACAUGUCAAGGAAAUAGCCUUCAGAUUUUACGCUGAUGUCAUAGGGAAGCAUUUGCACUGAGGAGGGAGAGAUUGUGUUAGAAAUGAUGAUCAAUUUUGUAAAGAAAUCACACUUCAUUGGAAAAUGUAUUUAUUAGAACAUCAAGAACUUAGACUACCUUCUGUCCCGCUUUGUGCCGGCUAUAAUUUGUCAUAAUUUGGCUCUCUUGUUUUAUGAGAAUAGAUGAUAACUCGGUGGAGAAAAAUGUCUCCAUUUUUUAGAUGGAGCUCUUCAAUUACACACAAGUAAGAUCGAUUAUGCUGAACAAGUGCUCUCCUCAAUUAAUUUGCCCGCCGCUGAGAUUUUUUUCGAUGUAAAAUGGCAAAUGUGUUUGUGUAGAGUAGAAUAUAAAAACUGUGACCAGCUUAGCCUUAUGACUAUACUGUAAAUGGCCCACAAUCUGCUUUUAGAACAUGUCCCAUAGAGGCACAAUGUGAUUUAAGUGUUAUAUGUUUGUUAUAGUCCAACAGGAGAGUUUUGCUACAGUCAGUGUUGGUAUUUUUGAAGCUGUUGUUCCCUGUUUUCUAACUGGGGAGUGAAAUAUUUGAAGUCCGUCUACAUGAAGGUGUUUUAUUUUUGAAGAUGUUACAAGCAUUUUAUUUUAUUAAUAUUGUGAAUGUUCUGUUUUGGAGUCGAGAGAUUUUACGGUGACUUGUGUUGCCUCUGCUGUUCUGCUUACGCUUGCUGAAAUGUAUUUCUGACUGACGCUUCGAGCUACCUCCCGAGGGCUGCUGUUUUCUGUUUUUUUUUUAAAACCCGAGCAAGGGGAUCACGGUGUAUUUGACCCCCUGAAACAUAUGCUCCUUGUCCUCUCGCCCUCCACAAUGACGGAGCCCAGACCUGUGAGCGUGAGGUCAUCGCUAAUGGCAGACAAAGUCAGGGGUGUGAAUGAGCCAGGAUGGUUUUUUCCACAGCUGUACACAGGAGUUUGCACGAGCACAUGACAGUAUAACCACUCUGAUAUUGACUUUAGAAGAGAUGAAGUCAUAUCCUAAUAUUCUCUGUGGUAUAUUCUUUAUUUUUUCAUUCCUUUCCUUUUAGCUUUGGGCUGUUUGAGCUUUAAUAAGCACUUAUUGUAUCCGAGAAAUAUUCGAUGCUGCCUCUUGUACCAGAGCUGCUGGGGAGCAAAUAAGACUCAGCUGUUGUUUCCACAUAUUUGUCAGAAAGUGACAAAUAUAUCUUAUGAAAGGCAAUGACAAAAGAUGCCUUUUGAUGGCUGACAUAAUCAAUCUGAAUUUUUAAGACAUUCUUUCAUGAAUCCUGGCCAAUUUAUAUUGUCAGAUAUAUUCUGUUUUUUUAUUUCUCCUGUGUCAAAAUACACAUUUUAUCAGGCUUCUGUCUAUUUUAUAAAAACACACAUUUAUGUCACUCUUCCUGCCUUGGUUCUUUCUGGAUUUAAUCCAAAACUAUGACAGUUAUUCCCCAUUGGCAUCCUGCAAAAACAGCAGGAUCAUAUCCCCCUCUUUUUAAAAGAGAUGAACAUUUGUCACAAUUGAAUGUUUCAGAUCAUCAAAUAAAUUUUGGUAUUAGACAAAGAUAACCUGAGUAAAUACAAAAUGCAGAUUUUUAAUGAUGAUUUUAUUUAUCAAGGGAAAAGACCAUCUAAACCUACCUGGCCCUAUGUGAAAAAUGAAAUCUAACAACUGGUUUAACCACCCAACAGCUGCAAGCAAGCAUCUGCAAUAACUGGCAUUGAGCCUUUUACAUCACUGUGGAGGAAUUUGGGCCCAUUCUUCUUUGCAGAGUUGUUUUAAUUCAGCCACACUGGAGGGUAUUCCCAGCAUGAACAGUCUGUUUAAGGUCAUACCAUGGCAUCUCAGUCAGAUUUAAGUCCUGACUUUGACUAAGCCACUUCAAAACCGUCAUUCUGUUUUUAAUCCAAUCAAGGGUGGACUGGUGGGUUUCGAAUCAUUAUCCUGCUGCAUAACCCAAGUGCGCUUGAGCUUGAGGGCAUGAACUGAUGGCCGGACCUUCUGCCUAAGGAUUUCCUGGUAGAGAGCGGAAUUCAUGGUUCCAUCAGUUAGAAAGUCAUCCAGGUCCUAAAGCAGCAAAGCAGCCCCAGACUGGACAGGUCAGGAAGCUCAUGGUCCAUUUUAAAGUUAAGCUGUUAAAAUUUAAUAUGAAUAAUCACCACUCCUGUCAAAGCAGGAAAAAAUGACUUUUUAUUUGUUUUUGCUAAAGUACAAUAUGGUAUUUUCCUAAUGUGAACAUAUUUUCUUGAAACAGAAUUACCUUUUUAUUUGUAAUGUUGACAUGGAAAGUAAUUUUAGACUUCAUAGCUAAACCAUGAUGCACAAACAUCAGGAUACCAGAGAAUAAAAGUGGAGGGAACUGAAAUAACUUUACUUUUAGAAAAUAAAUUAUUUCAGAAUAAAAGUGAAAAUGGGCAAAUUUGGGUUUAAAGUGGCAAAAAUGGGUGGUGGCAAAUUUGGGCAACAAAGGGAUAAAGUGGAAAAUAUGGGUUGAGAAAGGAAAAAGUGACAACAUUUGGUGGUUAAAAUGGUAAAAAAAAAAAAAAAAAAAAUUGAAAAAAGGGGGAAAGGAGGCAAAAAAACUGGUUAAAAUGGGCCAAAAGUGGGUGGUAAAGUGUUGAACAGUGGUUAAAAAACAGUGAAAAGGCUUAAAAAUAAAUAAGAAUGACUAUAAGUGGCAAAAACAUGGUUUAAAUGUGAAAACAAAUGUGGCAAAAUAUGCAGAAACCCUGACAAAAAAGGGGUUAAAAAGUGGUGCGCGUAAAUUAUUUCAACAUCAAAACCCAAUAAUAGCCUGACACAGCUCCAAAACAAAGUAACUGUAAGCCAGGGCGAAUGCUAGCACAAAUGCUAUUGAUCCAACACUCAUGCAUUCAUAUCAUCAAUCACAUGUGGGCAGAGCCCAUUUACAGGGUUUUCCAGGAGCCUGCCGCUAUGUUUGACUGCUGAUAGGAUGUCCUUUUUAUGAAAUGCUGUGAUGGUUUUACUCUACCGUCCAAGAAGUUUAACUUUUGUCUCGCCAGUCCACAGAAUAUUUUUCUAAAAGUUUUAGGGAUCAUCGAGAUGUUUUUGGUAAAUGUGAGAUGAGCCUCUGUGUUCUUCUUUGUCAGCAGUGGUUUUGGCCUUGGAACUCUCCCAUGGAUGCCAGUCUCUUUCUUAUUGUUAAAUCAUGAACUCUGACCUUAACUGAGUCAAGUGAGGCCUGUAGGUCUUUAGAUGUUGUUCUGGGUUCUUUUGGGACCUCCUGGAUAAGUCGUUGAUGCUCUCUUAGAGUCUUUUUAGUAGGCCGGCCACUCCUGGGAAGGUUCAACACUGUUCCAAGUUUUCAGCAUUUGUGGAGAAUGGCUCUUACCAUGGGUUAGUUGGAGUCUCAAAGCCUUAGAAAUGGCUUUGUAGAUCUGUUCUUGGUUUCUUUAGAUCGAGCCAUGAUGUGCUGCUUUUUCAGAUCUUUUUAGCCUACUUCACUUUGUCAGACAGGUUCUAUUAAAGGAAUUUCUUGAUUAAACUGGUCUGGCAGUAAUCAGGCCUGGGUGUGGCUAGUGAAAAUGAAAUCCGCUUUACGAAAAAUGUGGUUAAGCCCAGUUAAUUCAUAAUUUAAAAAAGAGGGGUCAUUACUUUAUCACAGAGACAGGUAGGUUUGGAUGGGUUUUUUUCCCUUGAUUGAUUAAAUCAUCCUUUAACUGCAUUAUAUAUUAACUUGGAUUAUCUUUGUCUUAUAUCAACAUGUGUGUGAUGAUCUGAAAUAUUUAAGUAUGACAAAUACAAAAAUAAGAUUUCGGGGGGGGGGGGAUGAAUACUUUUACACAGCACUGUAUGUCUGUCAAUUUUACCUACCUUUUUUUAUUUCACAAACACAAAUUCAUGUCACUCUUCCUGCUUUGGUCCUGUUUUUAAUCCAGAACUGUGACAGUUAUUCCCCUUUGGCAUACUGCAAAAACAGCAGGAUCAUAUUCCACUUUAUCUAAAAGAGCUGAGUUUGGAAAAGUCACUUAAGCCGCGAGGUGAUCCUGUGUGACAAGACAGCGUUUUUCCAACUCCCACUACAUUCCUGUUGGACAUCCACAAACACGGAUGAUCGUAACCUUGACUAAAGUUACAACCAACCCCUUAUCCGCCUGUCCUUACCUGAGGCCGUGUCCUUCGGGGCCCCGUCUCUCCCUGAUAAGGGCUGAUUGGUUGCUGUGCAGUCUAACCUUUGACAUGAGUACACUCCAGGGACUGUGGGUAAUUGUGAUUUUUUUUCGUGCGGUGAUACAAAAAAAAAAAAAAAAAAAACAGGCAGAGAGAGGGGAAAGCGAGGCAGGAUCUGACACUUCAUCAGUUAAAUGAUGCUGAACCAUGUUAACUUAUCCGUCCGUGAAAAGAAGGAGACCUUUGACUAAUGUUAGACUCAAACAUACAUUCACAGCCGUCUACCCAUCCGUGUAAAAAAAAAAAGGGGGUAAUUUACAGUUUCCUGUCUUUUAUCAGCAUAAUUGUCUGAGCCUCAGUAGUGGCGCUGGUGCAAUCGUUCUUGGUAACGCUGUAAAAAAAUAAAACGUAAUGGUUCAUAUCCUGUGUGCUACUAUGAUGUGAAAUGAGCAGAAUAGAAAAGACAGAACAUGAAACAAUAGGAUGCCGUCAUUAUUUUCUCUGUGUUGUCACUUAAGCUUGCUCACAGCCUCUGGAAAUCUUUUUUUUUUUUUUUUUUUUUUUUUUUUUUUGUCUGAUGUUUUCUGUCACCUCGGCUGCCAUCUUGAAUGUUCAGUAUCUUUGAUCAUGUGCCGAUGUCACUUGCAUAGCAGUGUUUGCUAUCGAGGAAGAAAAAGUAUUCUUUAUCUUUGCUAUCCUGAGUAUGUCCACAUUCCUAUUGUUC